CGAUCGCACCAUGCCCCUCUCCCGCCACACCGGCCAAAUCCCGGAGUCCAACUGGAUCUUGAGCUUCAGGGAGAUGACGGAGCCCUGGAAAGGCGCCGUGGGCUGCUUCGGCGUGGCCGUGUUCUUCGCCAUGACCAUCGGCAUCAUCUCGUGGCAGGCGAUGGAGCAGUCCCCGGAGGAGUGGGUGCUGCGGGGCCGGGACGCGGGGAUGCUGUGGGAGCGGGGCAGCGGGGCUCUGCUGCUGCGGGCAYUGCCGGCCGGCCGGCCAGUGCUGGCCAUCGCCGUGGGCAGCGUGCCGGCCACCGAGCCCCCACCGCCCCGGGACCGCUGCUGGCACGAYGGAGGCCAGUUCUGCUAUUCCUGGGAGGAGGAUGCCGAGCUCCGGCUGUCCCUGGAGCCGCCGGCAGCCCCCGGCACCGAGUGCUACAGCGUCCGCUGGACCCCGCUGCGCCCCGACGUGACCCUGAAGGAUUGUUUUUCCAUGGCCAAUGUGUCCUGGUAUGGAGGGCCRAGCCUCCGUGCCCAGCGCUGGCCCCUCAAUGAUGCCGAGAGCCCCGCGCAGCCCUUGGUCAGCAGCAACCUCGGYGCAAACCCCGAUGGCUUCGGGCCUGUCCUGGAGAGGUUCUUCCUGGGAUCCACAGGAGUGACRGUGACAGUGGCUCCCGAGGUGCCGCUGCGGCUGUCCCUGGAGAGUCACCGGCAGUUCUGCCUGGAGACACCGGCGGGCCGAGCCGAGGCGCUGCGCUACGAGCUGUGUGUSAGCGCCGAUGUGGCGGCCGCCCGGCGGCACAAGGCCAGCGCUCCGGCCGGGGCGGCUCGGACACUGCCGGACACCGCGCUCCUGCGGUCUCCCAUCUGGCGGUACCACGGCCCGGAGGGUUCCGCCGCCAGGAUCCGGCGAGGSCUGAGGGCGCUGCUGAGGAGGCUGAAGCGGCAUCGCCUUCAKGAGGGCGCCGUGGCCCUGGGCGAGCGCGGCACCGCCGUCCUGGCCGCCGCGGACGUGGUGCCCUCGGAGCGCUGGAGGAGACAGGCGGGCCCGGCGCUGGUGGAGCCGCUGUCGCUCGCCAUCACUCUGUCCCCGUACGCCCCCGUGGCCUCCCCGCUCUUCCUCCGCUCCCUGCGCGGCGGCGAGGCCGCGGGAUACUGGCUCAGCCGCCAGCCCCGACCCGGGGGCAGCUCGAUCCCAYUGCUGACCACCUGGAAGGGGCAGCUCUGUGCCCGCCUGAACGUCACCAGCGAGGAGGCACUGGGCUGGUAUCUGGCUCGUGCCCGGCGCCUGUGGCAGGCGCUGGGGGCCACCUACGUGAUCUUCGAGGGAGUGGAGGGCAAUUCCUUCCUGGAGGARGAUGUCCCCGCUCCCACCGAGCUGGCGGGUGAUGGAUACGCCGAGGUGCUGGCAGCAGCGCUGGCGACGCUGGGCAAUGGCACCAUCGUCAGCGCYGGGACCAGAUCCAGUCACCUCCCGCUGUUUGUCCAGAUGAGUCCCCUGCGCUCCGACUGGAGCCACGCGGGGCUGAAGGGACUCAUCCCCUCCGUGCUGCACUACAGCCUCCUGGGCUACAACUUCUUCAUCCCUGAUGCAGUAGGAGGGAGCGUGGCCGGAGCCGCCCAGGGGGACCCGGAGCUGUUUGUGAGGUGGCUGCAGAUUGUGACAUUCCUGCCCGUGAUGGCCUUUGGGACCCCGCCCUGGCUGUGCUGCGAUGCCUGGGUCGUGAAUCUGACCCGUCAGUGCAUCCAGAGGCACCGGGACUUUGUUGUUCCACUGCUCCUAAAAUACAGUGAGGAGUGGCAGAGUUUGGGAUACCCCAUCUUCCGUCCUGCCUGGUGGCUCAGCCCYACGGAUCCAGCUGCAUUCACCGUAGAGGAUGAGUUUCUCAUUGGAGAUGAGGUUCUGGUUGCUCCUAUAACAGAAAAGGGACAAAUGUGGAGGGAUAUCUACCUGCCAGGAGAAGGGCACCUCUGGCUGGACACCAACACUGCCCGAGUGUUCGACGGAGGCACCACCCUCCGGAAUUACUCCGCCAGCCUGGCCGAGGUGCCGGUGUUUGUGAAAACCUCCUGAAUCCAGGGUGGGCAGCUCUGGGACAGAGACCUCUGAGGGCAGUGCUGGCCACAGGCUGUCCUCUCCGACUUCCAGCCUCUUUGCACUUUUUCAAGAUCCUCUUUUUUGUUUUUUUGUUUUUUUUUUAUUUCAGCAGAAAUUGUUUGAAUUUUCUUACUUGUUGUUAUCCUGAAAUAGCAGCUCUGCCACUAACAUCCAUCCACACCRAAUGCUGCAUUUUUCCAGGGUUUUCCCGGUGAAAUGUUUGUGKGUAUGUGCUCAGGUAGGCACAUCCAGCAUUUCCAGGCCCCUGGCGCCACACUCAGAGAGGCAGGGGGUGGAUUUUCCAGGAGAUAAAYGAAAAUCAUCUUGUAUCUCAUGGGAAGUUCUGUAUUUAAUGCAAAGAUUAAAUCCAGGGAAAAAUUAACAGGACAGUUUUGUGGCCAUCUCCUGUUCUGAACAGUGCUUCUCCCACCUGAGCCUGUGUGGUUUCUAGGAGUCCCAGGUAGCAAGAGCCCACCUUCUGAGUAUAUUUGGGGAAUCGGGUGAAUUCCAGGUCUAUUUGGAGCAGGUUUUUGGGGAAGAAAAAUAAACUUGAUCAAGCA
Molecule: messenger RNA, 2646 nt
Organism: Malurus melanocephalus (red-backed fairy wren)
Lineage: Eukaryota; Metazoa; Chordata; Aves; Passeriformes; Maluridae
Product: SITS-binding protein-like
Exons: 10
Coding region: 11-2062 (683 amino acids)
Source: RefSeq, a predicted model, not a curated record